Cuculus canorus (common cuckoo) is the source of this 6227-nucleotide messenger RNA. It is a transcript of the gene ARHGAP29, whose product is annotated as Rho GTPase activating protein 29. NCBI's taxonomy places the organism in Eukaryota, Metazoa, Chordata, Aves, Cuculiformes, Cuculidae. Gene Ontology annotation, molecular function: GTPase activator activity. Gene Ontology annotation, cellular component: cytoplasm. Gene Ontology annotation, biological process: signal transduction; activation of GTPase activity. The record is from RefSeq and is a predicted model, not a curated record.
GCGGCGGCGACCCCGGUGGGCGGUGGCGGGGGGGGUGGGCUGCGCUGCGGGUCGGGCGAUCCAUGGGCAGCGGGGCGCGAGUACGCAGGGCCCGCGGCGGCCCGGCUGCUGCCUGCGCUCCGCCGCCGCUCUCCGGGUUUCAUCUUUGGCUCAUCAAAUGGACAGUAAGCGGCACUGAGUGUUAACUGUGAGAGCUCUGCAAGCACAGUGGCUGCUGGGAUGUUGCGACAGAACGGUGGAAGUAACAAGCGUGGUUUGGGAUUGGCCCGACUGUCUACCUCCAACUUCUUCACCAUCUCUAAUUCAGGAAACUGGGGAAUGGGGCGCAGCACGAAGAGCAGCUCUUUGAGCAGUAUUAGCUCCAACUCUGACUGCUAUGAUAAUCCUGUUGUGGAUCCAGAAUAUAUCAUGCAACUGGUGAAUGAUGUCAGAAAAUUUGCAGAUGUGCUACUCUAUUUGAAGGAAGCCAUUCUUUCAGAAGAAAAUCAAGAGGGCCUGCAUCAAGUAGUACAUGAACGCCUGGGGGAGUUGCUGCGUGUUUUAAAAGCAGUGAUAAAUAAGCAUCCAACUCUAAACUCUGUUGAUAUUCUUAGUGCUGCAGGAACAGUUAUUGCAAAAGUAAAAGCGGUGAACUUCAAAGAAGCUAAUGAAGAAAACAAGAGAGAACUUUUCAGUGAAAUAUUUUCUUCUAUUGAGACAUUGGCAUUCACCUUUGGAAACGUUGUUUCAGACUUCCUUAUGGGAGAUGUAGACAAUGGCUCGUCAUUGGGACUUCCUGUAUCUCGGAGAAGUCGGUCUUUUGAGAAUCUUUCUGUGGAAUCUGGGGGUUCACUGCAUGAAAGGGAUGAUAUUCAAGGACAUCUUCGAGCAGAGGAGGUUGAUAGCAUGCUUCUUAGAAAUGACAGCGGAAUUGAAUCAGCACUGUCCUAUGCUAAAGCAUGGUCAAAAUAUACCAAGGAUGUAGUUGCAUGGGUAGAAAAAAAGCUUAGCUUGGAAGUGGAGUGUGCUAAAAACUUAGCAAAAAUGGCUGAAACUGCUAAAGCUGUCAUUGGACACCAGGAUUUUAUGCCAUUCCAGUCAAUAUUCAUUAAUGCUUUUCAAAACGAUAUUGAGAACAAUCAACUUUGGCAACAAACAGCUGCUGCUCUCCAGUCUAACAAAUUUGUGCAGCCUCUUCUCGGAAGGAAAAAUGAGCUGGAUAGACAAAGGAAAGAUAUCAAGGAGCUUUGGCAGCGAGAACAGAAAAAAAUGCAAGAGCUGGAAGCUGCUCUAAGAAAAGCGAAGUUACUAUAUACACAGCGUCAAGAUGAGUAUGAAAAGGCAAAAUCCUGUACUGCUCGUGCUGAGGAAGAACAUCUUAGCUCAAGUGGAAGCUUUGUGAAAGACUUCAGCAAGCAACUGGAAAAAAAACGAAGGCUAGAAGAUGAAGCUCUUCAAAAAGCUGAAGAGGCCAGUGAACACUAUAAAGCCAGCAUGGCGGACGUUGAAGAAAAAAGAAAUUAUUUGGAAAGCUUUAAAAGUGAUGUCUUAACACAGCUUCGGGAGCUUAUUUACCAGUGUGAUCUUACUCUUAAAGCUGCGACAGUUAACCUGUUCCAGCUGCAGCACACUCAGGUCGUAUCUCUUCCAGUUAACUGCCAGUCCCUCUGUGAAAGUGCCAAACUCUAUGAACCAGGUCAACAGUAUUCAGAGUUUGUGAAAAGUUUGCCAAAGGAAUGCGUGCACAUUGAAUCAGGUUCUUUUGAAAUCCAGAGUUCCCAGGUUGAUGGGGUUUUUAAUAAACAGUCAACCAACAGUGUCCAUACAUCACAUGGUAACUUAUCUCAGUGUUCAGGAGAUUUUCCUGCUCAGACAAUAGAUGAUGUGGGAAGCCCAAUUUAUCAUCGUUCACAAAAGAUUGAAGAGAAGAGAUCUUCCAGCAGCACAGAUAUCCAAGCAGUGCGAGGGCCACCACCAUUCAGAUCAUGGUCGGUUGGCAAUCAGAGUGGAGGAAUGUGUAGUGAUUCUGAAAGUGCAGGAGGAAGCAGUGAGUCACGAUCCAUGGAUUCUCCAUCUGCUAGCCCAGGAGAUUUCAAAAGGCGACUUCCCCGAACACCUUCCACGGGUACUAUGUCAUCUGCAGAUGAUCUUGAUGAAAGAGAGCCACCAUCUCCUUCAGACUGUGGUUUAAAUGAUCUGACAUCUGAAACUGCAAAUUCUCCAGGACCUUUUAGAAAUGCCAAUAUGUCCAAAGCAGCACAAACACACAAACUACGGAAGCUGAGAGCUCCAUCGAAAUGCAGAGAAUGUGACAGCUUAGUGGUAUUUCAUGGAGCUGAAUGUGAGGAGUGUUCACUUGCAUGCCAUAAAAAAUGUUUAGAGACUUUAGCUAUUCAAUGUGGGCACAAAAAACUUCAUGGAAGGCUUCACUUGUUUGGAGUGGAAUUUGCCCAAGCAGCUAAAAAUGUUCCUGAUGGGAUUCCUUUUAUCAUCAAAAAGUGUACAUCAGAAAUUGAAAGCAGAGCACUGAACGUCAAGGGCAUCUAUCGUGUGAAUGGAGCCAAAUCAAGAGUUGAGAAGCUGUGUCAAGCUUUUGAAAAUGGAAAGGAUUUGGUUGAGCUCUCAGAACUCUAUGCACAUGAUAUCAGCAAUGUUCUCAAGCUGUAUCUCCGCCAGCUUCCAGAACCCUUGAUUUUGUUUCGACUUUACAAUGAGUUCAUUGGACUUGCAAAAGAAAGCCAGAAUGUUAAUGAGGAACUGGAUACUAAACAAGCUAGCCCCAAAUCAAAGAAAAGACAGUCAAUCUGUAUUGAACUGAAUAGGAUCAUCAUUAAAAUUAAAGAUCUUCUGAAACAACUGCCUGUACCAAACUAUAACACUCUUCAAUUCCUUAUUGGGCACCUUCACAGAGUUACGGAACAGUCUGAUGAAAAUAAAAUGUCCGCCAGCAACCUCGGCAUAAUAUUUGGCCCAACUCUCAUCAGGCCACGUCAAACAGAUGCUACAGUUUCUUUGUCAUCACUUGUGGAUUACCCUUAUCAGGCCCGGGUAGUGGAGCUGCUCAUAACAUACUAUGAAAAGAUAUUUGAUGUUUCACUGAAACCACUUCUGAGCACACCUCAGUCUGAAGAAACUGCCCUAACAGUAAGAGUUGCUUUAUCAGCAGAAGAGAGGGAGUCACAGCAGCACAGGAAGUCGUUUGUUGCUGUCAAGGAAGGUGUUCUGGUAGCUCCAAGUGAAAGCAGAGCUUCAGAAACAGCUGCUUCAUUUUUGGAAUCAAACAAUAGCAAGAAUACAAAAGAACAAGUAGAUACAUCUGUAACUGGUGAUGCUGAGAGUCCAGCUUCAGAGAGAGAUGAUUCAAUUGUUUCCCCAAGUGAAGACAGCUGUAAAAUUAACUUAUUUCCUGCAAAACCUAACCGUCAGAUUACCAAAGUUCCAUUGCGGGUUCCAAGGACAAAACCAACUAGUCGCCCUGUGAGCUUACCUGUAGAACGAAUACUUCCUCCGUGUGUUUUGAAUGAAAGAAAUUCACGAAAUGCAGGAGCUGUAAGUCCAGAGAAGCUUGGCAGGAGCCCUACUAUUGAAGAAGUUUCAGAGGCGAAGGCACUUCCUGCUGCUGAUACCUGCUGCAGACUUCCUUGUUACGACACACAGAUACUGCGAAAAACGUGGGACAAGCAGUAUAAACAGUACGAUAUCACAGCAAGGACAGCUAUGAUCAUGACUAAUGUGCCCCAGGAGAACCGAGCAGUUGAGAGUGGAACUGCAGGUGCCUUAUCUUCAUCAUGCAGCGCCGGUAACAGUUCAGCUAAUGCCAUUCUUCCAAGUAAGCCAUAUUCUGUUUCUGUCAAGUCAGGAAGGACAGCAACAGAAGGGAAUGGUCCUGAUGCCAAUCCUCUGGCUGCCUUCAGGGCACCAAGAACAUUGCAGCCACCCCCAGGGACAUUUUAUAAACCACCCACUAACAAAUCAAAACAAAAUGAAGAGGGUUCUUCUGCUAAAGCUUGUGCACCAACCAGUGCUAGCCCUGUGCUUCACCAGGAUAAUACUGUGAAACUGUCUCGGAGCUCUGCAUUUCCAUCAGGUGAUCCUGAACAAAACAUAAAUGAACAAAAAACUAGCUCAGAGGAUACUCAUCCCACAGAUCUGAAGCCUACUUACCAGAGACUGAGACCAAAAAGGAUCCAAGAACUGGAACACAGGGAAGCUCAUUUUGUAUAGGGUGCAAAUUCCUCUUGGACUGUAUGCAGUUUGUUGCCAGUGGAGGCUUCCUGUUGUCCCUCUAUCCUUUGCCUUCCCUUGAGAAUGCCACUUUUGUGCCAUAUUGGAGUUAUUUUUAUAUAUGCAGCAUUUUAAAAAUGGGGGGAGGGGGAAUUUUGAAGGAAAGAAGUCAAACUUUUUGUUAUUCAGUAGCUUUUCAUAAAGAUUUCAUGCAUUCCCAGUCUAGAGACAGCUAAUGGGUUCAUUGAAGAAGACCCUGAGCUCCAUUCCAUCGUAUGGAAUGGAAUGCUUAUUCAUAGAGAAACAACUACUGCACAUAGCAAUGAAAGGAGCCAUUUUUCAUCGUAGACUUUAUAAAUAAAAUGGAAGGUUUAAUAUUCACUGUCUAAGCAUAAACCAAAGCUUGUGCUUUGCUCUGUAAAAGCAUUUGUUCGGUUUUCUAAUCUGUGCAAUUAAAGCUUUGCUCCUGAACAGACUCACGUACUGUCCAGCAUGGCCCAUAAUUAUGUAUCAUAUGUGUAUAUUUUAGGCAGACAUGGUUAUCUGUUGCCAGUUUUCUAUGUUGUCACUUUAAUUUUUUUUUUGUACAGCAAGGAUGCACUUACUGAGCUUUACUAUUCAGAAGCAGCAAUUGAUCCACGUCUGGUUUCUUGUGUAGCUUAGUGAGGGAGGUCAAUGUACACAGCCGGUUUCAAUUGGAUGCCCUUCUAAAGAGACUCAGUUGCACAUCCCAGGCUGGAUGAAAAGGCAGAGAUUUCCUUGCUAUAGAUCAGUUUCACCAUUUAACCUGGUGUAGCUGAAAUGAAGAGCAGUUUCCAAGUUCAAGUGAAAGAGCUGAAAAAACCAAAAAUCUGCUUUAGUAGGUGCAUCUAAUGGUUUUCACUUUGUAUUAAAUGGUUUUUAUUUGUACACUGUGUUAUAUUUGCUUUAAAAUAUAUUAACUUGUUAACAUUUCAGUGACUCUAUGGCUUCUAUAUCUGGAUUUCUUCUAACUUAUUAAAAUACAGACAUUUGGCCUAUGCAAUAGUAUAGUACUCUGCAUCUGUCUUCCGGUGAUGGGGCCAGCACGCUCUUCUUAAUCAGACUACAAAUUAGCUUGACCCUUUCUCACAUAAUCUGUACGGUUAUUUUAGCAUGGUACUUUCUACUGAAGUAAGAACCAACAGGACAGGAGAAGCAGAGAAUCACUUUUCUGUUUUUAAAACAUAAAAUGUACUGGGCUUUCCUACUCAAUUCCCUUUGCUCUUCGUCCCAAAAUAUUCCAAAUAGAAUCCCACACUGCAUUCAGUGGCUAUAAUCUGAUUUUAGAUUCCGGAACAAAACAUUAAACUUGCAAUGCUGAACUUCUGAUUUCUUGUCACGUUUCUAUGGAAGAAUGGCUUGCUUUCUUGGCAAAACCUGUGCUACCUCUGGAUGGUUCUGGCCAUCCUAGGAGCCACUGCUUUGGGGACCUGCCUCAUACUACGUAAAAGCUGAAGAUGCCAGAUGCUGCUGUCUGCCUCGACUGGUAUUGUGAGUUGCAUAAUAAAAUAAAGAGGGAUAAAGGCUUCUUGACAUAGAUGAAGAUUUGUUCCACUUUGAGAAUAGAGGGGGGUGCUCCAUACAACUGGUUUAUAAGCAGAAAUAGCAUUAAUGAAGCAUUGCAGACAUUGUAGCAGAACCUUGUAGCACAGCUGUGAAGGAUGGUGCUGCUCAGUGUAGGUUAAGGCCCCAAGAUGGCAAAUUAAUUUGUGAACUGCCAUUAAAACUGUUAUCUCACUCUAUUUUUAAGUGUUUUAGCAUUUACCUAACACUGAAUAUGCCAAUAGCUUAAGAAAUUGUAACAAAAAACCAUUUGCCUAGUUGGAUGAAGGGUUUCUGGUACCCUCCCAACGCCGAGCAGAUGGCUGAGGUGGAGAGUUAUGAUAGUGUAUCACAAUCUGUGAGAUACAGAUGUUUCUUAACCAAGUGCUAAUACUGGUUACUAUGGGUUGUUACCACAUUGCUUUCCAUUUACCAUCUGUUUCCAUGUUUUGCUAGUGUGA